GCCCUGAACGGAAGUUGUCGCAGGAAGCAGGAAGCAGUCUCUGCAGGCAAGCCUUUUUUUUUUAGCUGUUCUGAUUGGUCCAGAGCCACCUUUCGCCUCCGAUCAAAAUGUCACGAGCACGGCCACCGCCGCUGGUCACGGGCAUCUCGCCCAAGGAGGGACCCGCCUGGACCAAAGUGACCAUUCGUGGAGAAAACCUGGGCACGGGCCCAACAGACCUUAUUGGUCUGUCCAUCUGCGGCCAUAACUGCAUGCUGACAGCGGAGUGGAUGUCGGCCAGCAAAAUAGUGUGCCGCGUGGGUCCUGCCAAAGACGACAAGGGAGAAAUCAAUGUCACCACCAAGUCCGGAGGCCUCGGCACCUCGACCGUCUCGUUCAAGCUGCUCAGGCCGGAGAGGAUCGGUAUCCUGGAGCAGUCUGCCGUGUGGGUGGAUGAGGUGAACUACGACAUGAGGACGAACCGCAACAAAGGAAUCUCGCCCUUCUCCCUGCGUCCCAGCAAUCCGCUGGGCGUCGAGAUGGACAAGAGUAAAGUCCCACUGAAAGACCUGGAGCAGAUAUUCCCAGGAAUGAGUGGCGACUUCACCAGUGAGAACUUCUCUGCCUCCUGGUACCUCAUAGAGAACCACGCAGGCUCCAGUUUUGAGCAGCUGAGGGUCGCGGCCAGUAAUCUGAAGAAGCAAGCAUCUAAGAAAAACGAGGGGAGCAUGGCCUAUGUGAAAGGAGGCCUCAGCACAUUCUUUGAGGCCCAGGAUGCUCUGGCAGUUAGAGCGGCCAACCACAACACGGUUAAAUCACCUCCAUCAAAAUGA
Molecule: messenger RNA, 812 nt
Organism: Fundulus heteroclitus (mummichog)
Lineage: Eukaryota; Metazoa; Chordata; Actinopteri; Cyprinodontiformes; Fundulidae
Product: exocyst complex component 2-like
Exons: 7
Coding region: 108-812 (234 amino acids)
Biological process (GO): Golgi to plasma membrane transport; exocytosis
Cellular component (GO): exocyst
Source: RefSeq, a predicted model, not a curated record